AAUUUGAUGAAAGGAUGAAAUCUUGGAGGAGAUGAAGAAAUGGCAAAGAUUCCAAGCAAAAGGCAACCAACAAUUGGAUCAAAACAUCAUCAUAUUACUACCGAUUUUGGUCAUAGUCUCUGGUUUGUCUCAAAAUCAGAGCAGAUUCCGGGGUUCAAAAACCCAACUCCGUCCUCCAUUACCCAAAUUUAAAAAAAAAAAAAACUUUCUCUCUCUCCUACGCAGCCAUCACGUGUCCAUCUCAGGUACUACAUCGUGUUUUUCGCUUGGCCUCUGCAACCACCACCCCACCAGCGAGACACUGGCUCAGAAAAUAAUACACCCACACCGCAGAGAUAUUGCAGAGCAACAGAGAAGGAGCGGAGACUUCUGGGCUCUCAAAAACUCACUCAAAUUCGAUCAAGACUCUUUCUUUUUAAAAUUUUUUUUAUCAAGCAAAAAAUUUUGCAAAAUGGGUUCGUACUCAGAGUUGCAGGCUUUUCCACCAGCCGUCUUUACCAUUAUUACCACUAUCAUUAUUACCAUGCACAAAGGUUGUGUCUCCAGAAAUAUCAGAUCUCUCCCUCUCCACGCACAGUCUGUGAUAAUAAUGACUCUCUUUUUAUCCUUAUUAUCUCUCUUUUUACUCUCUCUUAAUUCUCCCGUUAAUCUUCUCUGCCUGCAACCAUAAUCGCCUUCUGCUAUAAAUGACACAUUUACAUCCAUGUACUGCUCUGCUCUAGUUUCAGCUCCUGCCGCUGCUCUCUCUUUUUUUCCUCCUUUCCUUUCUUUUCUUUUCUUUUCUUUUUCUCUUCUGCGUUGCAGAUGAUUUAAUUACUGCCUCUGCCACACUCUAAGCUUUCGUUUGCUAUAGCAUUUGCAACCUAACGUUACUUCUUUGUCCCUUACUAUUUGCUACUUGGGGUUGCUUUGUUACUUCUUCUUCUUCUUGUACUACUUGCCUGCUCUCAUUUUCGCUUCUUCUUUUGAGUUUUCUUCGAGAAAAAUAAAAUGGCAGAAAGUUAUAGAGUAGUGACAGCAUCCAAGUCGGGUUGCUCUUCCUCAGUGCCGUCGUUGCCUCCUCCUCGCCCAAAGUCUCCGCCCAAGUAUCCCGAUUUGUAUGGCAAGCGCAGGGAAAUGGCUAAGGUGCAGAUGCUUGAGAGAGAAAUCGGUUUUCUAGAGGAGGAACUAAAAUCUGUUGACAGCCUCCAGCCUGCAUCCAGAUGCUGCAAAGAGGUCACUGAAUUUGUGGUUGCAAACCCAGAUCCUUUAAUACUUACAAGUAGAAAGAAUCGAAGGUCUUGUCGAUUUUGGAAGUGGCUAUGUGGAAUACCCUGCUUUAACUUCUCAUGGAUUUGUUGUUGCUGCUACUCGGGAUGCUCUUUUCACAUACACUUACCGCGCUGCUGCGACUGCAACUGUGACUGUAAUCCGUGUGACCUAUGUAACUGCUGUUCAUGUUUUCGCUGUCCAGCACCCAAGUGGCGGUGUUGCUCUUUCCGGAGCUGUUGCCCUUGCACUUGCUCAAGCUGUUGCCCUUGCUCUUGCUCGGACUGUUGCCCAUGCUCUUGCUCUUGUCCUUGCCCUUGCCCUUGCCCUUGCCCUUGCUCUUGCUCUUGCCCUUGCCCUUGCCCUUGCCCUUGCUCUUGCUCCUGUCCUAAAUCCAGUUGCUGUAAAAACAUCUCAUGCUGCAGUGACUGCUGCAGAUGCGGACUUCCCUCGUGCCCAGAUUGCUCUUGCUGUUCAUGCCCAAAAUGCAGCAAUUGCAGUUGCUGCACCUCGUUAUGUUGUUGUCCUAAAUGGACAUGCUCUGCUCCUAAAUGUCCGAAACGCCCCAAGUGUCCUAAGGUACGUCUUUGUUGCAAUUGUACAAAAACAUCUUGUAAUCCAUGUUGUCUAUUCUUUUAGCAUAAUUAAGUUAUGCAGUAUUGGAGAAAGCCUUAUCUCCAAUAAUACCAUUCAAUUUCUACAGAGAGUUUAGGAACUUGUAAUUUAUUUUGCUUGCUUGUUUGUUUUCAGCUUCAAAUAUCCUAAGAUUUUGCUAAUAAACACUCAAAAAGCCUUGCUCAGUGAUUAAUCUGAGAUGAUUUAUUUCA
Molecule: messenger RNA, 2075 nt
Organism: Manihot esculenta (cassava)
Lineage: Eukaryota; Viridiplantae; Streptophyta; Magnoliopsida; Malpighiales; Euphorbiaceae
Product: guanine nucleotide-binding protein subunit gamma 3
Exons: 5
Coding region: 991-1887 (298 amino acids)
Source: RefSeq, a predicted model, not a curated record